UGCGUGUCUUUGGUGGGUUUGACAAUUGCAAUUUUUUGGGGUUCCUAUCAGUUAUUGUGUUACGAAGAAAUUAAGGAUUUUGAUUAAAUAAAUAAAACAAAUUAGAAAACGCUGAAAGAAAAUGAAGACGAAUAUAAUACAGUUACCUCUUGUUUUUCUCUGCAUAUUGCCGGCGGCUUUUGCUGCCAAAACUAAUUUUGUCACCUGCGGUUCAAUAUUUAAACUUCUCAACUCUGAUUAUGGCUCCAGACUUCAUUCACACGAUGUCAAAUAUGGAUCUGGGUCGGGUCAACAGUCGGUGACCGGCGUCGAAAUAAAAGAAGAUGUAAACAGUCAUUGGGUUGUAAAAGCUCCAACAAAUAAUCACUGCGAACGUGGCGAACCUAUUCAAUGUGGUGAUACCAUUAGAUUAGAACAUUUGACAACCAAGAAGAAUCUACACUCACAUCACUUUUCUUCGCCAUUAUCGGGUGAACAGGAAGUAUCUGCUUAUGGCGAAGAUGGCGUUGGCGAUACAGGGGAUCAUUGGGAAUUGGUAUGCACUAGUGAUGAAUGGAUACGUGAUGCUCAAGUACGAUUUCGGCAUUUAGACACUGACAGUUAUUUGGGUAUGUCGGGACGUUCGUUUGGACGGCCAAUCUCUGGACAAAUGGAAGUAGUCGGUUUUAGCAGUCCGCAACAUGGUACCCGGUGGGCAACUGCGGAAGGGUUGUACAUCGUACCAAAAGAUAAAGAAUCACAUGCUGAGUAUGCGCAUUCGGAACUCUAAAAGAACUGAAAACGAUUGAAAGGAGUGUACUUUCACUUUGUAUGAAUAUUUGCCGUGCUACUUUGUAAUACAUAUUUUUUAGUUUCUAAUAUGCUAAUCAUAAUUAGUUCAAUUUGAUUUUUAGUUUGUUGCAAGCAAUAUAUUGCGAAAGUGCAACUUAUUUGACCACACUCAUCUGCAAUGAUAUUGCAGUAUCUUAAGAAAACCAAAUAAAUGCAAUUUGUGUGAAAC
Molecule: messenger RNA, 1000 nt
Organism: Rhagoletis pomonella (apple maggot)
Lineage: Eukaryota; Metazoa; Arthropoda; Insecta; Diptera; Tephritidae
Product: stromal cell-derived factor 2-like
Exons: 3
Coding region: 122-769 (215 amino acids)
Source: RefSeq, a predicted model, not a curated record